AUGCCCGUCUCCCACAUUGGCCUCACGGUAUCGCAUCUUCCAACCUCAACAUCAUUCUUUCUCUCUGCGCUUCAACCACUGGGCUACCGCUAUAUCGGCCAGUUUGGCAACCAGAUUGGCCUCGGAAUUCAUGAUGCCGACUUCUAUCUCUGCCAAGAAACGCCUGGUGUAAGAGCCGGCGCUGCACACAUCGCAUUCACCGCAGCUAGCACGACCGCAGUCCGGAACUUCUAUACCGCUGCAUUGACUGCCGGCGGUCGUCCUAAUGGAUCACCGGGUUCUCGUUGCGCGGAAGACGGUCACUUCAAUGCCGCCGUACUAGACUUUGACGGAAACAGCAUCGAGGUCGUAUACCGGAAUGGACCAGACAUGAGGAACGACGGCACCAUCAUCGAACACAGCAGAGUCAUCACCUGGCAGAGGACAGUUUCGCAGAGCUUCCGGGAAAGCCCGAGUAUUUUCAGCGCUCACACAUGUGCUUCGAGAGCGGGCGCAACACCAGUCGCACCACCGGCCGAAGCAGCUAUUCCGAAGGCACCAACUAUAGCCAGAAGCGCCUCUGCACCCACUGUCGCUCCUGUUCCCGAAGCGACGACAAAAUCCGAUUCCGGUAGUGGGGCUGCCACGCACAUCCUCGGAACAUUACUUGGAGCUGCUGCAGGUGCAGCCGUCACAUAUGCAUUCAUGCGGAGCGAGAGAGAUAGUGCGAAGAAAGAGGCGGAUUUCAGCGCCUUCAUGGACGCCAAAAACGCGGUCAACACUGCGGCUGGCUUCUUCGCUCAGGCCCCAUCCCAACCCCCGACACCCCAGCAGGACCCACAACCCGCGCAACCACCUGUCGAGACCACCGCACCGCCAAUUCCUGCUCAGCCAGUAGUACACCGCAUUGAAGACGACGCGCGAUCUUCCUAUUCGCGCGCCUCCCAGAUUCCCAGGACUUCCGUGCCGCGACAGAUCGAGGCUGCGCCCGCUAGCUACUACUCACCGUCUCAGUUUGAAGCUCCUCGCACGCAGAUCGCGGAGCCUCUCGCGAUCGAAUAUGCCCCUGCAUACUCUGUUGCCCCGUCACGGGCUCCUUCAAGGCUCACGCCAGCUCACCGCUCCAAUACCAGCCCUGAGUUGUUGAUGAUCGAAAGGGCGAGAAGCACUGUCUCCACAGCGAAGCCGGAAAGUAUCGCAAUGACUGCAAAGCCGCCGCGACCAUCGUCCAAGCCUCAAAGUGUCGUCUCGAAAGCACAGAGUGUAGCACAUAGUGCAGCUCCUAGCUCUUUCAUCUCGUCGUUCGUGGCAGAUCGUGACGAUGAAAAGAGUAGCUCGGGUAGGUCUAAGGCCAGGUCGUCUCACUCUUCAUCCUCGAAGCAUACCUCACACAAGGAGCACAAAGAGCAUGGUAGUAGCAGUCGAAAAGAGCGUAGCUCAUCGCCUUCUCCACCAGCUCCUGCAUCCAAGGCUCCGUCUAAAGCCCCCACCAAGGUUGCAUCCAAGGCUGCUUCGAUCGUCAGCAGUAUCCUAGGCCGUGACAAGUCCAAGCACGAUGAUGACGACGACUUCAUCGACGACCUUGACAUCGAAGAGCUAAGCGAGGACGAUCUUGACACCGUCGUUCCCAGCGACAGUAUCUCCCAGAUUGGCGAUGCUCCACGACGCAGGCACCGUUCCCACCGCAGCCACAAGACUAAGAAGGACGACGACGCUGAGACUUCUGUGAGUCACCGCAGCAAGAAGCACAGUGAUGACAAAGAGUCGUCCGUUAGCCACCGCAGUAAGAAGCAAGAUGAUGACAACGAGUCGUCCAUCAGCAAAUCAUCACGCUCUCACCGCUCUCACCGUUCGCGGAAGACAUCUGCCGACUCCGCUGACGACGAGGACUCGUCACGCCCUCACCGUUCCUCUCGCUCUUCCAAGUCUAAGCCUUCUAUUACCUCUGAGCCCAGUGAGGUAUCAACUGUCCGACCCGUCAAGCCUUCCAAGACAUCAAGGAAGGAUAGCUUGACCCAAGGCCAGUACGAUAACCUUUUCGACGAAGUGCGAUAUGGAACUGGUGCUGUGCAUGCCUCCAGGCACCCUCCCACACCCAGUAUGGUUAGUGCGGCACGCAAGAAUCCCAGUCGCAGCAUGAUCAAACACACCACCGCAACCAAGAUGAGGAACUUUGAAGGCAGUCAGGUCGGGCGGGCAAGGGAUGAUAGCGAUUAG
This is a messenger RNA of Alternaria atra, 2196 nucleotides long. RefSeq lists its product as uncharacterized. The record is from RefSeq and is a predicted model, not a curated record. The transcript has 2 exons. Bases 1 to 2196 code for a protein of 731 amino acids. NCBI's taxonomy places the organism in Eukaryota, Fungi, Ascomycota, Dothideomycetes, Pleosporales, Pleosporaceae.